This is a messenger RNA of Staurois parvus, 644 nucleotides long. The record is from the annotation of a GenBank genome assembly. Lineage: Eukaryota; Metazoa; Chordata; Amphibia; Anura; Ranidae.
GCCACCAACAAACACACACAAACAGAGACACCUGUACACACACACAGACAUGUACAUACACACACACACAUGCAUACACACACAGAAACAUGUACACACACGCAUAGAAACACAUGUACACACACACACAUACAGACACAUGUAUACACACACAGGUAUGUACAGACAUACACAGAAAUACACACGCACAGACACAUGUACAUACAUACGCAGACACAUGUACACACAGCACAUGUACGUACAUACCCACAAACACACAUGUACACACACACACAGACACAUGUACACGCACACACAUACAUGUACAUGCAUACACAGACACAUGUACAGAUACACACAUGUACAUACAUACAGACACAUGUACAUGCAUACACAGACACACACACACCCCUAUAAAAAGUUGCAGAACUUUGUUGUUCACUCACAGAGCUGGAUACUGCACUCUAGGGGGUGGCAGAGAGCACAGCACACACUCCUUCCUUUGCUUUCACUGUGUUCAGCUAUUGAGCAGUCUGACAGCUGCCGGUGCCAAUGACAGAUCCAGCCUGAGCUCCGGGCCUGCUCAGCAAGACGGCCCUGGGGGACACAGUCGCCCCCACCAUAAUUUCCACUCGCCAUUGGCGAGCAAGCGAGUGGUAAUUUCA